Messenger RNA from Diospyros lotus (date-plum), 2087 nucleotides. RefSeq names its product probable anion transporter 6, chloroplastic. Gene Ontology annotation, biological process: transmembrane transport. Gene Ontology annotation, molecular function: transmembrane transporter activity. Lineage: Eukaryota; Viridiplantae; Streptophyta; Magnoliopsida; Ericales; Ebenaceae. The coding region runs from base 204 to 1799 and encodes 531 amino acids. The record is from RefSeq and is a predicted model, not a curated record. The transcript is spliced from 15 exons.
GUUGAAUGGGAGCCACGAACUCCCUUCCUUCGUGGCACCCUCAGAUCCUCUUUCCAUCUUUUCUUCUUCUCUGCUCGUUACUUCUUCAUCUCUUCUCUCGCACGGAAACUGCCGGAACCAAACGCAAACAUGGCCGCAAUUGAUCACUGACAGUUUUCUCGUUUGUCUUCUUCAACCCAACAACUGAGCAAACCAGCACAAGAAUGGCCAAAUUCACCUUCAGAGCUGAUCUCAACUUCUCCUGUCUUUCACACGACCCGCCUUCUAAAAGCUCGAGUUUCAACUCUUUGCUCAAACGCCGUUGUUUACCCGCGUUCCCUUCUAGUUCACGUCUGAAAUUCGUGGUUUCUAGCAGCAUCAAAGAGAAGGAGAAUGUUGCAGAAAGGGAUCGAGACGCCAGGCCAGUGCUUCCCCGGCUGCGGGCCGGUGAAUUGGAGAAAUCCGAGGGUCGACUGGGAACUGGAACUAGCUCUGGUGAAGUGGGUUCUAAUUGGACUUGGCCCCCAUGGAAGAAUCUUCCUGAAAGAUACAGACUCAUUGGCACAACCUCUCUGGCCUUUGUUAUUUGCAACAUGGAUAAGGUGAAUUUGAGUGUUGCAAUAAUUCCAAUGUCACACCAGUUCGGUUGGAAUCCAUCAAUGGCUGGGCUAGUGCAGUCAUCUUUCUUUUGGGGUUAUGCAUUAAGUCAAUUGCCCGGGGGAUGGCUUGCAAAGGUAUUUGGCGGGAGAAAAGUUCUUGAGAUUGGUGUCUUGACUUGGUCACUGGCUACAGCACUUGUUCCUGUUCUUGCUGGAUUUUUGCCUGGCCUAAUUUUGUCAAGGAUAUUGGUUGGAAUUGGAGAAGGUGUUUCCCCAUCAGCAGCAACUGAUUUGAUUGCCAGGUCAAUACCAUUGAACGAGCGAUCAAGAGCAGUGUCCUUUGUUUUUGGUGGUUUAAGCGUUGGAAGUGUCACAGGGCUUCUUUUGGCUCCACCCCUCAUCCAAAAUUUUGGUUGGGAAUCUGUAUUCUACUUUUUUGGACUUUUGGGGAUCACCUGGUUUUCAGGAUUUCAGUUUGUUAAAGAAGGGCGAUCUUCCUUUGGUGCAGCACCUGUGUCCUCGUUUCAGUCUAUCUCUGGGAAGAAACCAGUGAAGACUUCUUUUCAGGAGUUGGCUGUCUCAAUCAAUGAUGUACCGUGGAAGGCUUUUUUCAAAAGUGAAGCUGUAUGGGCGAUGAUAUAUACUCAUUUUUGUGGUAGUUGGGGUCACUAUACUUGUCUGUCUUGGCUUCCUACUUAUUUUAGUGAGGAGCUGAACCUUAAUUUGACGGAAGCUGCAUGGGUCUCUGUGCUUCCUCCAUUGGCUUCUAUUUUCGUUACCGGCAUUGCAUCACAGUUAGCAGACAAUUUGAUUGCCAGAGGAGUUGAAACAACUGUGGUGAGGAAACUUUGCCAGACAGUUGCCUUUUUGUCUCCUGCAACUUGCAUGAUCCUUUCCUCUUUGGAUUUGGGAUUGCCUCCAUGGGAAGUUGUGGCGAUCCUCACUAGUGGCUUAGCACUAUCAAGCUUUGCCUUGUCAGGACUAUACUGCACUCAUCAAGAUAUUUCACCUGAAUAUGCAAGCAUACUUUUGGGUAUAACAAAUACUGUGGGGGCUGUACCUGGAAUUGUAGGUGUUGCUCUUACAGGCUAUCUUCUUGAUUCAACUAAUUCUUGGAGUUUGUCGCUAUUUGCACCAUCAAUCGUCUUCUACCUUACUGGCACCAUCGUAUGGUUGGCAUUCGCUAGCAGCAAGCCUCAAAACUUUACCGAGGAAGAUUGAUUGACCUUGUAGCCUAGAUUUACAUUGAUUAUCCUGAUUGAAGCAUCAUAUAAGGGGAGAUUUCAUCAACUGCACCACUAACUUGGAUUUCUUGCAACAAUUGUCAAGCUGCAGCUGUCUCUUCCACUAACCACAGUUUUGUUUUUGAAGCAUUUUCAUGGAAAAUUGUGUUGUAUAUUUGUAGAAAAAUCUAUAUUAGUUGUAUAUCUUGUUUAUUUAGUCUGGACACCAAAGCUAUGCAAGACCUAUUUAAAUAGCCUAUUCUGGCCCCAUUUAAAGCUUAAAUCU